ACCGUGCAUGGCGUUGCUACUUGCUUUCACAAAUUGCCAAACGCGAAUGUAUUUAUCCUGUCUUAUUGUCUUAAUCUUGGUAAAAUGUAAAUGUAAUCACACAUAUUUUUAUCAGUCAUUUGGAUGGUUUUUAACUAAAACAGGAUAAUAAGGUCUAGAAUUAUAUUUUCGUGAUUAAAAUAACUAUUUUAUUUUCUGUAACCAAUGGAAGCCCAGACAAGCAAAAUAUUAUAUUAAUACUAGGUGAGCCAAUAAAUCUCUGUGUGAGGUGUGAGCUCCUCUUUAAAAAGCAAAAUUAAAAAAAAAUUGGCCUAAAGGUAUACAUUCGUCGGGUGUAGGAUACCUAUUAGCAGUGCCGUAACUAGAGGUUGGCGACAUGGGCGCUUGCCAAGGGCGCAGUAAAAUAAGGGGCGCGCUUUGAGUUAAAUUAAAAUUGGUUUUUUUUUCUCAUGUAUUUAUUAAAAUUGAGCGUAAAUGUAUAAUGCACAAACAUUACAUACUGGAGUGCACCUUAAUGGUGUUUAUUACAUUUAAAUUUAUAUUAUACACUGGAAUACUGAUAUAAAUUAUUUUAUUUUUGCGUGUAUGAAAUGUAUAGCCAUAUGGGCACGAACGACAAACGACCAUAGUAAUGAUUAACACAAAUGACUGGUUUUCCCAAUAAUUUAACUAAUAUUACGGCAUACGGCAUAUACCAUACUUUAUAAUAUAAUAUCUAUACAGAGUAGAGAUUAAAGUUUAUCAUUACAUUGCCACAUUACACUAUAGGUAGGUACGUUUCUCGGUAGUUGUCACUUGCCAUUUGCAUUCGGUUUCCGUAUUUUAUAUUAGUGUAGGUAAUACUGUAAUCAUAAUUCUUUAGUAAUAGUGUUUUUCGAUACAAGAGCUGCUGAAUAACGGUGUAUCAAUUAUCAAAAUGCCUCCAAAAAAACCUUCUGGGGCUGAAUUCAAAAAAUUAAGAAAGGAACGAGAGGAAAAAGAACGCCCACUAGGAAUCAAUUUAAGAAACUGGUUAUCUACUUCAACUUCAUCUGACCAUCGUUCAUCUGAUCAAAUUAACUUUGAAAAUAUACCGAGUUCUAGCACUUCUUCAACUGUAAUAACUUUUAAUCAAAAUAUUACUAGUUUCAUAACCGAUAAUUCCGAGACUGAACCCGAAUUACUAGAACCAAUUUCAAAUAGUCACAUAGACUUUUCAGACCCAGCUAAAUGGCCAUUAGUAAAUGAUAAAACACGAGUAGCAAUCGUCGAGUAUGGUUUCAACCAUAAUUAUUAUAAUGAUUUAUCAAAUUAUAUUUUUCCUGAAGACAAUGAUGGUAGGCAUUUUAGUUCAAAAUGGUUGUAUAAAAGUCUUCCCAACGGAGAAAAAAUAAGACGAAAAUGGUUGGUUUAUAGUUGUUCAACAGAUAAAAUUUUUUGUUAUCCGUGUGUUUUAUUUUCAAAAUGCAGAGUUUCUGCAUUUACUGAUACUACAAACGGUUAUUGUGAUUGGAAACAUCUAAACCCUAAUAUAUCAGUUCAUGAAAAUACAAAUGCUCACCUACAAUGUUAUAUAGAAUGGAUAGAAUUAGAAAAUCGCAUUAAAAAAGGAAAAACAAUAGAUGACGAUUUUCAAAAAGUGAUAAAAGUUGAAAAACAAAAAUGGCGUGAUAUUUUAAAAGUAGUAAUUGAUGUCAUAUUAUAUUGUGCAAGAAAUAAUUUGGCACUUCGAGGUAAAUCAGGAAUAAUAGGAGAAAAUAACUGCGGCAUUUUUUUGAAUACUAUAGAACUGAUAAGUCAUUAUCAUCCACUUUUAGCAGAACAUAUUUCAACAGUGAAAUCUAAAAAGGGAUCAAUAAGUUAUUUUUCACCAAAAAUUCAAAACGAAGUUAUAAAUCUUAUGGGUGAAAAAGUUCGGAAUGAAAUCAUAUCAAAAAUAAAAGAUGCAAAAUAUUUUUCCAUUAUAUUUGACUGUACUCCAGAUCUUUCCCAUAAGGAGCAAAUGAGUCAGAUAAUAAGAUAUUUAGAAGUGAUUGAUAAUCAAUGUUGUAUUAAAGAAAGUUUUAUUGAUUUCAUUGUAUCCAAGGAAAAAACUGGUCAUGGACUAGCGACCGAAAUAAUGAAUAAAAUUCAAAGUGAUGGGUUAAAUAUUGAAAAUUGCAGAGGUCAAGGUUUUGAUAAUGGUGCUAACAUGGCAGGCCAAUAUAAUGGAGUUCAAUCUAAACUUAUUCAAAUCAACGAGUGGGCAAGGUUUAUACCCUGUGCGGCACAUAGUUUGAAUUUAGUUGGUUUGCAUGCAACAGAAACGUCUCCAUGUAUGAUAACAUUUUUUGGAACAGUUCAAAGAAUUUUCACAUUUUUUUCUGGUUCCACGACUAGGUGGGAUAAGUUAUUAACUGUUAUUAAAAUAACAUUGAAAGCGCACUGUGAAACACGAUGGUCAUCUAAAAAGCAUGCGGUUUCAGCACUUUUUAAAAACAUAAAAGAUAUUUAUAUAGUUUUGCAAAAUAUUUCAAACGAUCCUAGCUGUAAUAAUGAUACAGUAUCAGGAGCUACUGUUCUUCUAAAACAAAUAACUUUUAAAUUUCUUUGUUUAUUACAUAUAUGGAAUGAUAUUCUCUCAAGCAUUGAUAAAAUUAAUUGCUCUUUACAAUCCAAAAAUAUAUCAAUUGACACCGCAUAUAAAAUUAUAAAAGGAUUAGUAAAUAUAAUUAAAAAUUUGCGAAACAGUGGUAUAGCAUCUUAUGUUGAAGUAGCAAAACAUAUAGCAGUAGAACUGGAUUUGGAAACAGAUUUUCCCGAAAAACGUAAGACAAAAAAGAAACGUAUGGUAUCAGAACUUGCGGAGGAUGAAGGUCAUUCAAUAAAUUCCAAACGAGAGUUUGAAAGAGAAUUUAAUGCUGUGAUGGAUUCAAUAAUUGUUCAGAUGGAAUGGAGGUAUAAAAAAAUGGAAGAAGUAUCGUCUGAUUUUGAAUUUUUAAGCGGUCAUUUCCUAUAUCAUCAAUCAGAUGAUAUAAUAAAAAAAUAUGCAUCUGAUUUAGCAAUAAAAUAUUCAAAAGAUUUAGAUGGAACAGAGUUAGUUUCAGAACUAUUAUGUUUCAAACACCAAGCGUCGUCACUGUUCUCCGAUUUAAAUUCAGCAUCUCCAUUGGAUCUUAUCAACGUGAUACAUUCUAAUUCUUUAAAAGAUAUAUACCCAAACAUAGAAAUAGCCCUAAGAAUAUUUCUUACUCUUCCAGUGACCGUGGCUUCUUGUGAACGAAGUUUUAGUAAAUUAAAAAUUAUUAAAAACUAUCUACGCUCAACGUUAGGACAGGAACGCCUUACAAAUUUGGGAAUAUUAUCAAUUGAAUUUGAAACUAGUAACUCGAUUAGCUAUGAAGAUAUUAUAGACGAUUUUGCAGCAACAAAGGCUAGAAAGAUAAAAUUUUAAUUUUAAUUUUAAUGAUUUAUUGUAACAUUAUAUUUUAUUUAACAUAACAUUUAUUUACAU
Messenger RNA from Myzus persicae (green peach aphid), 3472 nucleotides. Its product is annotated as zinc finger MYM-type protein 1-like. The transcript is spliced from 2 exons. Lineage: Eukaryota; Metazoa; Arthropoda; Insecta; Hemiptera; Aphididae. The record is from RefSeq and is a predicted model, not a curated record. Bases 917 to 3412 code for a protein of 831 amino acids. Gene Ontology annotation, molecular function: protein dimerization activity.